ACCAAAAUCUGACAAACAACAUGUUAUUAAUUUAAUUAAUUACCUCAUUCAUGAACCUCAUUGUUACAUAAGCAUUUAAUUUCUUAUUGAUCAAUUAGUCCACAACUUCUUUUCAUAAACAAACUCUUUUUCUCAGACUCUCAUGGAAAACAAAGACACCUUAAAAUUUCCACACCAAACUCACAAAAACAACAAUAUUUCUUUGAUCCCUCAUGAAAUAGACAAACCCUAUGAGAACAAAGAAAGAAACACUAUUAAGAAGAUUCCAAAAACAUCAAACAAAGGUCAUCAGAAAAAGUAUCUAGGAGUGAGGCAAAGGCCAUCAGGAAGAUGGAUAGCUGAGAUCAAAGACUCAUCACAGAAACUAAGACUAUGGUUAGGUACUUUUGAUAGAGCAGAAGAUGCUGCUCUGUCAUAUGAUUCUGCUGCAAGGCUUCUUAGAGGAAGAAAUGCCAAAACUAACUUUCCAAAUACUCAUGAACAAGAUUUCAGCAUUUUAGGGAAGAAUCCUAGAGCUUUUCAGCUUCUUAAGCAUGCAAUGAUGAAGAACCAUGCAGUUUCUUCAUCAUCAUCUGUUUAUUCCACUGUCAUGAUGCCAUGGAAAAAUGACCAACUUGACGCGAUUGUUGAAGAAACUAUAGUUUGUUCUAUUCCUGAUGAUGAAGGUUCUACAGCUGCAGGGUGUAGUGGAAUUUCAUUUGGAAAUUCUAAGGUUUAUUCUUCUGUUGUUGUUGCUCCUUCUUUCAGCGCUUCUUAAUUCUCAUUGUUAAUUAAUUAAAUAACCCCUUAAACAAGUAUGUUUUAAGUA
Medicago truncatula (barrel medic) is the source of this 808-nucleotide messenger RNA. Its product is annotated as ethylene-responsive transcription factor ERN3-like. The record is from RefSeq and is a predicted model, not a curated record. The transcript has a single exon. Gene Ontology annotation, biological process: regulation of DNA-templated transcription. Gene Ontology annotation, molecular function: DNA binding; DNA-binding transcription factor activity. Bases 143 to 757 code for a protein of 204 amino acids. NCBI's taxonomy places the organism in Eukaryota, Viridiplantae, Streptophyta, Magnoliopsida, Fabales, Fabaceae.